Caenorhabditis bovis is the source of this 486-nucleotide messenger RNA. Lineage: Eukaryota; Metazoa; Nematoda; Chromadorea; Rhabditida; Rhabditidae. The record is from the annotation of a GenBank genome assembly.
AUGGAAGUUGAUGAAGUUGAAAGCAACGAAAAAAAUGGGAACGUUAAACUGCAAGGUUUUGUUUCGCUUGAUGCGGCAGCUCGCGAGAAACCGAUUAGCUUGAAAUCACUAUUUGAGAGUAAUCCGAAAUUGGAUGACAAAAACGAAAGGCGAAAAAGGGUUAAUCGGAAAAAGAAGGAAUCGGCUAAACGAAGGAAAUUGGUAAAAGAAACUCGCGAAAAUGAUGAGAAGCUGGAAAAGGAUGAGAUUGAAAAAACCUCGUAUAGAUUCUCAGCGAAUAGGGAAAUAAUGGGAAGGGUUGUUGCUGGUGAUCAAAGUUUCAUCGGUGGUCACGGGAUUGCUAUCGGAUAUAUUUGCGCGGAAGCAAUCAAUAGAAUUGCAGGAAAUUAUUUGAAAUCGAAAAGUAUGGUUUUGGUGCGAAAUUCUACCUCAAAAUACUAUCAUCCAGCGAUUGUUCGUGUCCUUCACGAUCAUGUCGAUUUAUAA